Molecule: messenger RNA, 2916 nt
Organism: Dujonia railenensis
Lineage: Eukaryota; Fungi; Ascomycota; Pichiomycetes; Serinales; Debaryomycetaceae
Source: the annotation of a GenBank genome assembly
AUGAGUUUCAUGAGUAUUACGGGAAGAGAUUUGAAUCAGGAUACUCAGGUUUCGACACCCUCCAAAAAAGGAUCUACAUCUUCACAUCAAAUCGGGAAGGUGUAUGAUACUGUAAGUAAUGAAUACCAGAGAAUUGACCUGAUGGAAGAAUCUACAUUACAGAAUGAAGAGGAAAAGGAGAAGCAUAUGCAAAACAACUCAACGUACUUCAAUACAUCCAACAGUACGCAGUUCGAUAAGAUAGCAGACAAUGUGAAUCACACGAUCAAAGAACUUUGCCUUAUAUAUAAUCAGAUUGGUUACUCAUCCACUGAAACUUCUAUCAAGAAGUCAGAAAUCUUCAGUGUUAUUCAGGAUACUAUAACCAAUUUCACAAGCAACUUACAGAGAGAGAAGAGCAACAUCGAGAAUGAAUGUGAGUGGUUGAGACAACAGAUUCGCAUAAUAUUGGCAAUGAUUGGUGACAAUUCGGGAGAUAACUUGCUAAGCUUGGUAAAUAGAGGCUUGAUCUUCAAUAAUAGAGAGAUGUACGAGCGUGGCUAUAAAGAAGAGUUAUAUAACGCCUCCAGCGCUGAGAUGAAAAGACAGACUAAUUUCUAUGCUAGUAGUCCGUUUAACGUGAGCCAAAUCCAAAUUGAUACCAACAUAAACGACGAAGAGGAAGAUCUUUUCUCAGGAAACGAUAUGGUGAUACCGGAACUCAGCCUUUUACAAUUGAAGAGUAAGUUAAACUCCAUUUUCCUUGACGUUUUGAAAAGAUUUGUGGAGGUGUUCAAGAGAUUCAUUGAAGCCAAUUUAUUAAGGCUAGAAAUCUUGGAUAGCAUUGGAAAUGAGGUUCACUCUCCCGGUGUGAGUGAACUGUGGUUAUCCAAUUUACCCAAUAAGGAAGAAAGUGAAAGUUAUAGAGAAAUGAUAGAGAGGUUUGAGUCUAUAGUGCGACUUUUAACUGCUGGUGGAGGUUCGACAACCCCUUUGAAAGAAGCAAGGGGCCAAGGAGAUAUACAGAUACUCGGUAAUGGCGAGGAAGACACAGCAUACAUAAUAUCAAGUCCAAGGAAAGACACUGAAAAGAUACAAAAGCAGGAAUCAGAAAUACAUAAGGAUUUACUCAAUGAUCUGUAUUUCAGUACACCCAGUGAACUUAUGAAAUCGCUUCGUGAAGUUAAUUAUAAGAUCGUAAGAGUGAUACGAAGUCUCAAAAUCACCAAAAUAACGCAGGAUGUGUUUUCAACUUUACAACUGGAAAUCGAAUUCUGUGACAAGGAAUUGAGCUCACGCAUGCUGGCCAUGCACGAGACAAUUCAAAGAUCCUUCGAGUUGAUCCAAGCGUUGCAGCUCAAUGAGGACCAAUUGGCAUCUGUGCAGAGAAGAUACGACGACAAUAAGAACCGGAAUCUUAGCCAAUACAGUAACAAUUAUAACACUCUGAGCAAUGGUUCAUAUCUCCUUGAUAAGGAAACCCUUCAGUUUAUUCAAAGCAAUCCAAGAGAAUUUGGUCUCAGUGAUGAUCACAUUCAGUACCUCAGUGGUUUCGCAGACGUAUUAUACAAAAUCAAAGAGACCAAGCAAAAGAAAUGGGAUCACUAUUUUUCCUCUUGUCUGACUCUUUGGGAGAAGUUGGGUGAAAACUCAGAGUAUGUGGAUGAAUUUCUCUCAAUAAACUCCCUGUUAACGGAUCAAGCGUUGCUGAACUUAAAAUCAGAGUUGAAUAGAUUGUUUUUAAAAAGAUCAGAGUUCAUAGAAACCUUUAUUUUGGACUCGAAAGCGGAGAUAGAAGAUCUAUGGACAAAGUUGUACUACAGUCAACCUCAAAGAGAACAAUUCAAGUACUAUGGCUAUCAUCCGAGCACUUCAUCUGCGUCAUCGAUUGUUUCUGACAAAGAGUCAAUCCUUCACGAACAUGAAAUCGAAUUGAAGAACUUGAAGCUUGAAUUGGAGCUGAAGGGCCAUAUUCUUGACUUGUAUUCUCAGUUGAAUGAAUUGCUCAAGGAUCAGAACUUCCUUAGAGAGUCCUCUAAGGAUUCCUCCAGAUUGCUUAGCAAAAAUUCCUGCAAAAUAUUGCUUAACGAAGAGAAGCUCAGAAAGAAAAUCAAUAAAGGCCUUCCAACAAUAUUGAAGCAAUUGAAGCAACAGGUGAUUGAAUUUAACAAUGAACAAUUGAACAUGGACAAGAAGCCUAUUACUAUUUAUGGCUAUGACUUCUUUGAGAAAAUUAUAUUGAUUGAAUCGGAGCAGAUGCAAAGCAAAGUAUCCAGGAACAAUGUCAAGCCAAAGGUAGCGACGAGUAGACCUUCACAACCUCCUAACCUUAAAAAUAAAGUCUCAAAGGCUAGUGCUUCAAGAUUGAGAUCUCCAACUAUGGCAGCGAGGCAACUGUCGAGUGCAUCGUCUACUUCAACUUCCUCUUCAUCUGGCUCCUCCUUUGCCAGACCCGUAAACAACGGGAACUUAAAACCGAUCAGUAAAUUGAACAGCAGCAUUGGAAUAGGUAUCAACACUAGCCCAACUACUUCCAUUUCGCCGUAUAAGUUUGCAUCCUCAAACGCCUUAAGACCACUUAAUACUCCACUUAUGGCAAACAAUAACAUGUCAAGGGCAGCUGACACUUCGUCUACAUCAAGUACUUCAAGAUUUUCUCCGUUUAAAUCAAGCUUCAGUAGUAGAUAUAGUAUAUCUCCUGCUAAAAGUAUAGAUGGUGACAAUAAAGAAAAUUCAUUUUGCACGAAGUACUCGCUUUCUCCCAUCAAAAUAUCAGAAUAUAUCAAUGGAGCACCAGCUGCACCAACAGGUGUAAAGUCGAGAGUGACAUCUUCCACUUUCAAUGAUAAUUCUACGUUUGAUUCAUCUACUAUCGUAGCAGAUGAAUAUCAAACCUGGAGAAACGAGAGGAUUAAGCAGUUGAACAGCGUAGAUUAA